AUGGGCUUCCCGCGGAGAUUUGUGCAGUGGUGCGAAGGCCUUCAUGCGGGCUCAACGACGAGGCUGUUGCUCAACGGAUGGUUAGGAGAUCCGGUAGCGGUCAGGAAGGGGGUGCGGCAGGGAUGUCGUCUGGCGCCUUAUCUCUUCCUCUGCGCGGUGGAGCCUCUCUGCCAGGAAGCGAAAAGAAGGAAUCUCGGGAUUAGUAACCCGUACGGGGAGAGGCUUGCAUACCUGGGGUAUGCUGAUGACACCACGUUGGUGCUCAAGGGGAAAAGGCAGAUCGGACGAGCGGUGAAGCUGCUGGACGAGUUCGGGGAUCAAUCGGGGCUUCGUGUAAACAAUAACAAGUCCGCGCUGAUGCCCCUGGGGAGGAACCUGCGCAAGAAGCCACAAGAAAUCAGUUUUCAAAUGGGUGCUGCCCGGGGAAGCGGAAAGGGUCCUGGGGGCAGGGUCGCAGUGGUCAACGGGUACAUCAACCCGAUCCUCGCCUUCCAGGCGCAGGUCUAUCCCCCUCCAGUUGAGAUCUGGGCAAAGCUGGUGAAGCUGCUUCAUAAUUUCGUCACCGGUAAUCACUCGACGGCAGGAAAGCAGUUUGCGCUUUGGAGCCAGGAGCUGUUGUUCAAAGAGUGGGGAGAAGGUGGCCUCGGUGUCCGGGACCCGUGUGCUGAGCUGGGGGGCCUGGCGGCCAAGAGGGUCGCGCUGCUGGCGGCACAGCCGCUGGGGCUGCGUGCUGAUCUUGCGUUUGCAGCGCUGGAUGUCCCGGACCUUCAGGUCUUCUGGGCGCACACGGGGCUGAUAAAGCAGUGGGAAGGGAGGUGUACGAGGUGGAAGCGGACCUGCAAGCUGUUUUUGGAGUCUAGCUUCCCCUCGUGCAUCAGCGUGUCGUCGGUGUGGGACGUGGAACAGGAGCUGCUACUUUUUAAUCGGAAGCUGCUUCUAAACGGGAGGACACCUGCUGGACGGCAGAAGGCGGCUAAAGUUCUGAAGCAGUCAAACAUGAAGGAUCUAAUCAGGGUUGUCGUGGACGGCUCGAGAGCUCUUAAGGACACCCAGGAGCUCGAGCGGGAAUUCGGGGGUUCGGCAGGUGCGAAGCUGGCGAAGAGGGUUUUCGACGCUGCCCCGGAUGAGUGGAAGCAGUUGCUGCUGGCGCCUGUCACGGCGCAUACGGUGCUAGCUGCCUCCAAGUUCGUGUUGAAGGCAGGGACGAGCCACGGGGUCUGGAGAAUUGAAUGUGUGGAGGGGGAAACCCUAGUCUGCCGAGCUAUCGGUUGUGUUCGGGGGGUAUUGGGGGACGCGGAGGAGAAGCUGCGCAACUUCCAGCCGCGUGAGCCGGUGGUUCGGGCAUUACUGAAGGCGCUCCGCAUGCUGAAUCCGCAUCGGAAAAUCGAGUCGCUGGGGGACUUGGUUUUCAAGAAGGAGGGGACAGCUUCGGGCUUCCUCGAGGCUACGAUUACAGCGAUUGCGCUUCACCGAAUCUGGGUAGAGAGGUGUGACGCGGUCUUCGAACGUAGCAAGUUCCGAGCCAGGAGGGCACUGAGGAGGAUCGCGGCGUCUUUCCAGCUGCAUGUCAGAAUCUACAAGCGUGCUAAGGCGGCAUCUAAGAGGCUCGGCGCCACUCGUCCUGGUAUGGAUGAUGAAGAGUGCCGGGUCUUGAGCCACAUCCUCGACAACACAGCACAACCAGCCACGUGGUCUAAAGGGUUCAUGGCCAUCUGGUCCAACCCGGGGGCUGCUUUCCGUCCCCCUUAG
This is a messenger RNA of Closterium sp. Yama58-4, 1749 nucleotides long. Lineage: Eukaryota; Viridiplantae; Streptophyta; Zygnematophyceae; Desmidiales; Closteriaceae. The record is from the annotation of a GenBank genome assembly.